Messenger RNA from Lethenteron reissneri (Far Eastern brook lamprey), 1151 nucleotides. Its product is annotated as keratin, type II cytoskeletal 2 epidermal-like. NCBI's taxonomy places the organism in Eukaryota, Metazoa, Chordata, Hyperoartia, Petromyzontiformes, Petromyzontidae. The record is from RefSeq and is a predicted model, not a curated record.
GUUUUUUUUCUGAUUAACACGUUUUUUUGUUUAAUUGGCACGUGAAAUGUUACACUAACAGUGCCCAUUGAAGCAGACAGAGCCCUUCAGUAAAUGAAACGUGUUUUACUCAAACUCCAUUUGUACUGAAAGUAAAAAUUAAAACAUUUCCGAGUUCGCUCUUUGCUUUACGGCACGGCCCACUGUAUCUGGUCGCCUCACGACACUUCACGACAUACGGGGCGUACUUUACGACAUACGGGUACGAGCUUUACGACAUACGGUGUUCGAGCUUUACGACACACAGGGCGUGCUUUACGGCUUACUGGCCGCGCUUUACGACAUACAAACACAUGACGGCUUCACGACACUCCCUUCGGUUUGCUGUUCACGACACUUUACGGCGCUGCUUUACGACUUACCCCGUGAUCCGAGUCGCCGUCUCACCACGUGACCCGUGCCAGGUUGGGUGCACACGGAGCAGUGCGCGUCACGUGGGCAUCGCUGCGUCCUGCUGGCGGGAGGAGGUCACGGGACAGACCCAGAAGUCGUCCUCUUCAUCUCCUCGUCUCUCCAGACGGGGCUGUCAGCCGCCCUUCUUCCCUCCUGUCUACGGCUCCCGUCAUGGGGGGCCUCUUCAUGGACGCCACGGGCGAUCGACCGCAGUUCUUCCUGCACGGCAAGGAGCAGGCGGAGGAGGAGGUGGAGGAGGUGGUGGGAAAGUCGACCCCCGGAUCGCGAGAGGUGGACACCCACGCGGUGGUGGUCGCCGUGAAGGCGUGCGGCCUCAGCCCCGUGCCGUGCGCGCUCCUUGCGCGACUCAAGAUGCAGCAGUCCCCGCAGCCCGUGGGGCGGGAGGUGGCGGGGACGGUGGCCGCCGUCGGAGCGCUGGUGACGUUCUUCAAGCCCGGCGAUGAAGUCGUGGGUAAGGAGGCCCUGGCUCGAUACCUCUCGCGCGCUCGCUCACUCACACGCUCACACUCGCUCACACGCUCACACACACUCGCUCGUACACACACGCUCGCUUACAUGCUCAAAUACGCUCACUCGCUGGCUCACACGCUCGCUCACACACUCACACACACACACUUGCUCGUACACACGCUGGCACACACACUCGCUCACUCACAUGCUCAAAUACGCUCACACGCUCGCACACACACUCACUCACA